Messenger RNA from Thunnus maccoyii (southern bluefin tuna), 1470 nucleotides. RefSeq names its product RNA binding motif protein X-linked 2 (gene rbmx2). Gene Ontology annotation, molecular function: RNA binding. The record is from RefSeq and is a predicted model, not a curated record. Gene Ontology annotation, cellular component: precatalytic spliceosome; U2 snRNP; catalytic step 2 spliceosome. Bases 84 to 1199 code for a protein of 371 amino acids. The transcript is spliced from 6 exons. NCBI's taxonomy places the organism in Eukaryota, Metazoa, Chordata, Actinopteri, Scombriformes, Scombridae. Gene Ontology annotation, biological process: mRNA splicing, via spliceosome.
GCGCGAAUUCAACCGGAAGUAGUUCAUGUCAGGAGAGACCAUUUCCCCCGUAACAUCGGCUUCUACCGUCGCAGUAGUUCACCAUGAAUCCGCUGACGAAGGUGAAGCUGAUCAACGAGCUGAACGAGCGUGAGGCCAACCUCGGGGUGAAGGAUUCUGUUUCCUGGCACUCGGAGUACAAAGACAGCGCCUGGAUAUUUGUUGGAGGAUUUCCUUAUGAGCUGACUGAAGGUGACCUCAUCUGCGUCUUCUCUCAAUACGGAGAGAUCGUUAACAUCAACCUGGUGCGAGACAAGAAGACGGGGAAGUCCAAAGGUUUCUGUUUCGUCUGCUACGAGGACCAGAGGAGCACCAUCCUGGCUGUGGACAACUUCAACGGCAUCAAGAUUAAAGGUCGGACCAUCCGCGUGGAUCACGUUAAAGACUACCGUCCUCCUAAAGACACAGAGGACAUCGAUGACAUCACCAAACAGCUGCGGGAACAAGGCUGUGCUCCCAAAGCGUCUGAGGCGUUGUCCUCCUCUUCCUCAGAGGAAGACGAGCGGUACAGCGUCCCCGUGAAGAAGGCCAAAAAAGACAAGAAAGAGAAGAAGAAGAAGAAGAAAGAGAAGAAGGAGAAGAAGAAGGCGGAGAAGGAGAAAGAGAGAGGAAGCCGUGCGCUGCACUCCUCCUCUUCCUCGCCUCCUCCUCCUCCUCCUGCUGUCAGAGUCAAAGAGGAGAAAGAGGACGCCGCCUACGACAAGUACAACCACAGGGGGGCCCCGCCGCCUGGAGGACAACAGAACGGACAGAGAGCGAGGGAGAACGAGAGACUCAGAGGGGAGGACGAGAGGAGGAGAGAGACGGACAGAGGAGAGAGAGACGAAGAGCGGAGGAGGAACCGAGAGAGCGACAGGAGGAGAGAAACGGACAGGGACUACGACAGAAGAAGAGAGUUUGACCGAGACAACGACAGAAGAAGAGACACGGACAAGGACAGAGACAACGACAGAAGAAGAGAGACGGGCUGGGACAGAGACAACGAGAGAAGAAGAGACGCCGAGAGAGACAGAGAGAGAGACAGAAGAAGAGAGACAGACAGAGACGACGAUAGAAGAAGAGAGACGGACAGAGACGACGACAGAAGAAGAGAGACGGACAGAGACGACGAUAGAAGAAGAGAGACGGACAGAGACAGGGACAGACCCCGUAAACACUGAGACCAGCUGUACACGGACAGAAAAGAGAAGAAGAAGAAGAAAACGUCCUACAGUAAAACGUAGAGGAGGAGCCACUAAUUAGUGCUCUUGAUUUAAUAAUUAGUGCUCUAUGAAGCAUGAAUAAUUAAACUGGCAGCACUAAUUAGUUAUUUUUUCCUUCCUGGUCUCUGCUGAGUUUUGUAAAAAUCUGACCGAUGAACUUCCUGUUUUGUUUCUUCCUGUCCAGUAAAGUUUGUGUUUGUAAAGUUUAGAUUUUUGUAAUAAAAGAUGA